AUGUCAGAAAUUAAUCCUAACGAUGUGGAUGAAUUAGCGCACGCCAUUGCUGGAUCUUUGGGUGGUGCAGCUUCAAUCGCAGUGACCUACCCUUUAGUCACCAUCACCACUAACCUUCAAACGAAGGAAAACGAGGCGAGACCUAAGCUAGAGACUAUCAAGGAGAUCUAUAACAAGAAUGGUAUCAUUGGAUACUUUUUAGGUUUGGAAAGUGCUGUCUACGGGAUGGCUACGACUAAUUUCGUUUAUUACUAUUUCUACGAAUGGUGCGCAAAGACUGCAAGAACAUUGACAACGAAACAGUACUUAAGUACUUGGGAGUCGAUCCUGGCCAGUACCAUUGCUGGUUCGAUGACUGCUGUUGCCAGUAAUCCAAUUUGGGUUGCUAACACCAGAAUGACAGUUGCUAAGAGCAACCAUUCGACCUUAAGAACAGUCAUAGACAUUGUGAAGACAGAUGGUCCAUUGACUCUUCUCAAUGGGUUGAAGCCUGCUUUAGUUCUUGUUUCAAACCCUAUCAUUCAGUAUACUGUCUACGAGCAAUUGAAGAACCUUGUUUUGAGACUACAAAGGAAAAAAGUCUUGAGUCCAAGUUGGGCAUUCUUGUUGGGGGCCAUAGGUAAAUUAGCAGCUACAGGAACCACGUAUCCCUAUAUCACAUUAAAGACUAGAAUGCAUUUGAUGCAGAACGAUCCAAAACAUCAAAAAUCGAUGUGGUCGUUGAUUGUCGAAAUUGUGAAAAAAGAUGGGGUCUCCGGACUUUAUAAUGGUGUUGCUGUUAAGUUGGUUCAAAGUAUCAUGACAGCAGCAUUUUUAUUCUUCUUCAAGGAAGGUUUCAUUCAAUGGUCUUUGAAAUUUAUCAAACUUCUGCGUUCAGUCACCAAAAGUAACAAGAAGAACACUUUGUCUAUCUAA
Kluyveromyces lactis is the source of this 915-nucleotide messenger RNA. RefSeq lists its product as uncharacterized. The transcript has a single exon. The coding region runs from base 1 to 915 and encodes 304 amino acids. The record is from RefSeq and is a predicted model, not a curated record. Gene Ontology annotation, cellular component: peroxisomal membrane. Lineage: Eukaryota; Fungi; Ascomycota; Saccharomycetes; Saccharomycetales; Saccharomycetaceae. Gene Ontology annotation, molecular function: FMN transmembrane transporter activity; FAD transmembrane transporter activity; ATP transmembrane transporter activity.